Messenger RNA from Fusarium musae, 609 nucleotides. RefSeq lists its product as uncharacterized. The transcript has 3 exons. Bases 1 to 609 code for a protein of 202 amino acids. The record is from RefSeq and is a predicted model, not a curated record. Lineage: Eukaryota; Fungi; Ascomycota; Sordariomycetes; Hypocreales; Nectriaceae.
AUGAAGCCCAACUGGGAACCAUUUGUGAAAUCUACCGAAGAUGAUUGGACUGCUGUCCCAGACCCUGCUCAGCGAAAGCGGAUCCAGAACAGGCUGUCACAAAGAGCCAGGCGGUCACGGCUUGCGGGUAAACAGAAGCAAGCGGCACAGUAUGAGGUCAAUGAGGACGCAGGAGCCCUUGUGAGAAGAGAUGCAGGUUCUAGUCCUGGGCAGUCAUCUACAGAGGGCUCAAGCAUGGCUGUCACAGAAAUGUGGGAUGCAAGCCUCUUUCAUACCCAAUACACAUCUGAGCAGCCUACAAUGGACAGUCAUUACCUCAUCCUGACUGACCUGACCGCCGCCACCGCUCUAGCCGUCAUAGCCCAGCGCCUCGACCUCGAAUGUAGGCCGUUGCCAGGGUUCAACAUCAAAGCCCUAACCGACAGCCUUCCAUCUGCCAUAGCACCCACUCAAUUACAAAAGAGCGUCCCUCACCUAUCAUACCUAGACAUGCUGCCCUGGGCAUCAUUGCGGGACAAACUACUCAAGUCCCUCUCCAUUAUUAACGAAGAAGAGUUUGCGCGUGAUAUGCAAUAUGGAAGCUUGAAGUGGGAUACUCCAGACGACUAA